ACCACUCAUUUCCAUGUACCUUGUGAUUUUCAGCAUACACCUUCUUCAUCUAUUUAUACCACACAAGACAGAUCAGGUUCAUCAUCAGCAACUCAAGUCGGUCUUUCCUUCCAAACCAAAGAAUCAUACUUUCCCUGUGUCCAGAGUCCUUAAUUCAAACUUUCCUUCUUGUUCUACCAAUAGGGUAUAUAAGCCAUGGGUUUCCGGUUGCCUGCAAUUGCUACAGCUAAGAGAAGCCUUACUAGGUCUCUAUCUGCUUUAAAGAGUUCGAAGACCUUAUAUAUCCCAAAAGGCUACUUUGUAGUCUAUGUUGGGGAGAGUCAGAAGAAGCGAUUUGUGAUUCCACUCUCGUACUUGAACGAGCCUAUGUUCCAGGAUUUGCUUAGUCAAGCUGAAGAAGAAUUUGGAUAUGAUCAUCCUAUGGGCGGUAUCACGAUCCCCUGCAGUGAACACAGCUUCCUUGAACUCACUUCUAGGUUAAGUGUGUGAGUCAGUGCUGAUGAAGUGAAUAUGGAUCCAUUCAUAUCGAAACCUUCCUCGUGUGAAAAGUUCACGAGUCCAGAAGAUGAAGAAGAGACUGUGAUCGAUCAUCAAGUGACUCGAAUCAUAUCUCUGAUUGAAGAGAAAGCUUAUGUGAUACCAAAGCUGCUUGCGAGCUGAGCAGAGUAUUACCAAACGUUUAAAGCAGACAAAUGAUGAACUUUACCAUGCUGAAAGUCAAGAACCUCUUCGAUCGAUCUGUAAAACCAUUGGCGUUCAAGUUUGGACUUAUAAGGCAGUCAAAUUCUGUCCUUUCAUCCCCAUGUAAAUAUCUUUGUUUGAUCCAAGGGAAAAUAUUGAGAAUAUGCAACAUUUUGAUUCGUCAUUUAUUUUUGAA
Molecule: messenger RNA, 877 nt
Organism: Rosa chinensis
Lineage: Eukaryota; Viridiplantae; Streptophyta; Magnoliopsida; Rosales; Rosaceae
Product: auxin-induced protein 15A
Exons: 1
Coding region: 196-489 (97 amino acids)
Biological process (GO): response to auxin
Source: RefSeq, a predicted model, not a curated record